Molecule: messenger RNA, 474 nt
Organism: Staurois parvus
Lineage: Eukaryota; Metazoa; Chordata; Amphibia; Anura; Ranidae
Source: the annotation of a GenBank genome assembly
AUGGGCCCCUGUACCGCCUCCUCAUGCUGCUGCCAGGCCCGUAAUCUGCCAUGGGCCCCCGUACCAACUCCUCAUGCUGCUGCCAGGCCCGUAAUCUGUCAUGGGCCCCUGUACCGCCUCCUCAUGCUGCUGCCAGGUCCAGAGUGUGUCAUGGGUCCCUGUAUGGCCUCCCAUUGCUGCUGUCUCCAUCGCCAUACUCUGCCAUGUGCCACUUUCAGGUCUCCUCACACUGCUGGUGGGUUCCAUUUUUUCAUAGGGUGCUGUAUGGCCUCCCAUUGCUGCUGCCUCCACCGCCACACUGUGGCUCCACACUCUGGUUUUGGCCCCGUGACUGCCCAAAUGAGUGAAGUGUGCGGUGAUUCUAAGAUCGACGGCACUCAUCUGCAUGUCAUACUGACUGACAGUAUUAUUUCUCUUCCCCAGCAGACUCCAAGGGCAUUUAAAUUAAAGGUACAGUGUUCUGCACUAAUAUAA